UCCGCACAGCCAAUCAAAGCUCCGUAUCCUGAAUAUUGUAGGUCCCGCCUACCCGGAGCCAGCCAAUCCGGACGCGCCCCGCUCCUAGGGAGGAGGGAGGGGGAGCCGCUCUUCUCCCGCGCUGGGUACCCGGGGCCCGUGCAACCUGGCCCUGGAUGCGGCCCCGGCAUGGAGGCGCCGAGCAGGAGCACGCGAGGCCGAGUGAUGAAUCCUCCCAGCGUCCUCGGAAACAACAGGCAAGUGUACAUGGACUACAACGCCACCACACCCCCGGCGCCAGAGGUUGUGCAGGCUGUGACUGAGGCCAUGCAGGCGGCUUGGGGAAAUCCCAGCAGUCCAUACCCGGCAGGUCAGAAGGCCAAGGACAUUAUUGGAACCGCUCGGGAAAACCUUGCCAAGAUGAUCGGUGGGAACCCCCAGGACAUCAUCUUCACCUCAGGGGGCACUGAGUCCAAUAAUCUAGUCAUCCACUCCAUGCUGAGACACUUCUGCCAGACAUGCAGAGUUCAGGGGUGUCCUGUGGAGGGGGCCGUACCCCAUUUCAUCACCUGCUCUGUGGAACAUGAUUCCAUUCGCCUCCCCCUGGAGUACCUGAUGCAGGAAGGAGCGGCUGAGAUCACCUUCGUCCCAGUGUCCAAGGUGAGCGCACAGGCCGAAGUGGAGGACAUCCUGGCGGCUGUGCGCCCCAACACGUGCCUGGUGACCAUCAUGCUGGCCAACAAUGAGACAGGAGUCAUCAUGCCCGUGCCCGAGAUCAGCCGGCGUAUCACAGCUCUGAACCCCAGACGGACCAUGGAGAAGCUUCCUUCUAUCCGAGUACACUCGGACGCAGCACAGGCUGUGGGGAAGUGGCACGUGGACGUGGGGGAACUCGGAGUGGACUUUCUGACCAUCGUCGGGCACAAGUUCUAUGGUCCCAGGAUUGGAGCACUGUAUGUCCGUGGGCUCGGUGACGUCACCCCUCUGUACCCCAUGCUGUUUGGAGGUGGCCAGGAGCGGAAUUUCAGACCAGGAACUGAGAACACCCCAAUGAUUGCCGGACUCGGGAAGGCGGCUGAACUGGUGAUCCACAACUGUGCGGCCUAUGAGGCCCACAUGAGGGAAGUGCGGGACUACCUGGAGGAGAGACUACAGGCUGAAUUUGGCAAGAGAAUCCACCUCAACAGCCACUUUCCAGGGACCCAGCGACUCCCCAACACGUGCAACUUUUCCAUCCAGGGACCCCAGCUGCAAGGCCGCCGAGUGCUGGCACAGUGCAGGACGCUGCUGGCCAGCGUGGGAGCCGCGUGCCACUCAGACCAAGGGGACCAGCCAUCUCCCGUGCUGCUGAGCUGCGGAGUCCCUGUGGAUGUGGCCAAAAACGCUCUCCGGCUCAGCGUGGGCCGCAGCACCACCCGUGCCGACGUGGACCUGGUAGUGCAAGACCUGCGACAGGCAGUGGCCAAGCUGGAGGGCAGCCCCCGUGCCCAGAGCACCACAUAGAGCCCAGAAGCAUUUCCAGCCUCUCAGACUCACUCGUCCUGCUGUGGUCCGGGCAGUACAUGUAUGUUCACAGAUGUAUGCAUGUGUGUACUAGGUGCAUAGGUGUGUGUAUUGAUAUGCAAUGUUCAUGUCCUUGAAGGCACAUACAUUGCAUGUGUCAUUCAUUCAAGUAGCUGUGUGUCAGGCAUCAUCAAACACACACAUCUAUAUAAACAUACUUGCACACAUGUUUGUAUGUCCUGUGUCUGUUUUCAUGUACACACAUACACCCAUGUGUUUGCACGUGUUUAUUAUUCAUGUGCUUUAUGUGUUUAUUAUUUAUGUUACUCAUGUGCAACACUGCAAUGUCUUUGUGUCUGUGUGCAUGUGUAUUAUGUACAUGUUGUACAUAUAUUUUCGCACUGUGUCCAUAAGUGUGCGGUGCACGUGUGUUCCUGUGUGUGUGUGUACAUGUAUGAACUUCUCAGGCCCAUCCUGUUGGAAUGCUGGCACACAGGCCUGGGGAUCCUGUCCCAUGUUGUGGGGACACAGAUGUAGAAGUCACACUGCAGGUCACUGAGGAAUGUUAUCAGACUCGUCCAUGCUCACCUGGAAAUGGGGGUGAGCCUGUUGCCAGCACCCCUUUUCUGGAAGAUGACUCCAUCCAGUAUGAAAUGUGGCCUCUGCUGUGCCUGCCUUGACACCAGAGCUUUGGUGGCUGGAGACCCGACAAGAACAGAUCAUAACUAAUAAAAAAA
This is a messenger RNA of Suncus etruscus (white-toothed pygmy shrew), 2219 nucleotides long. It is a transcript of the gene SCLY, whose product is annotated as selenocysteine lyase. The transcript is spliced from 12 exons. The record is from RefSeq and is a predicted model, not a curated record. Lineage: Eukaryota; Metazoa; Chordata; Mammalia; Eulipotyphla; Soricidae. Bases 169 to 1482 code for a protein of 437 amino acids.